UCACGACUUCUUAUCUAUAUAUAGCAUUAGCAAGAGUUCAGUUCACUCACAACAAACCUAAAGUUUCAUACCUGUAGCCUCUAGCUAUCAGUCACUAAGACUUUCAUUCACUAAAUUUGGCCUGUUAAUUAUUGCUACAAGUUCCCAAGAUGGCGACAGUUAUAGCGUUGGCAAAUGAAAGGUCGGUAGUUAUAUUUAGCAAAACCUCUUGUUGCAUGUGCCAUACCAUUAAGACAUUGAUAACUAGUUUUGGAGCAAAUCCAACUGUUUACGAGCUAGAUGAGCAUCCAAGGGGACAACAACUAGAGAAGGAACUCAAGGGAAUGGGGUGUAAGCCAAGUGUACCAGCUGUGUUCAUAGGGCAGCAGCUGAUUGGGGGUGCCAACGAGAUAAUGACCCUUCAUCUCAAGGGUCAGCUGGUGCCACUGCUCCUCAGCUCCAACGCUAUAUGGGUUUAAGGAAUUACGUUUUAUAUAAAUUAAGUAUCGAUCAAUAUUUUACAAUAUAGAGUUAGAGUUAAGUUAAUACAGCUAUAAGAGCAGUUUGAUGCCUCUACAGUUGUUAUUAGAACAGGAAAUUAAGAAGAGUUUUUCUGCUGGUUUUUGUUCUCUUUAUUUAUUUUAGUCCAUGACAAUCCAUGUGCCAACUCGCACAUGUACUUCCCUAGCUACUUUUGAGAAGCAACAAGAGAUACCAUGUUUUACAGAAGUUGUUAUUGUGUUUUGAAGAAACAAAUAUUUAUGCCCAAACAUUUCUGAUU
This is a messenger RNA of Lactuca sativa (garden lettuce), 760 nucleotides long. RefSeq names its product monothiol glutaredoxin-S6. NCBI's taxonomy places the organism in Eukaryota, Viridiplantae, Streptophyta, Magnoliopsida, Asterales, Asteraceae. The record is from RefSeq and is a predicted model, not a curated record.